UCGGCGUCCUUUAUGGCUUCUGGCUCGGGAGAUGACGAGGAGGAGAAGACGAGGGGCGGUUCAUGGAGGCUCAUAGGCCCAGCCGCGGAGCUUACCAAGAAGCACUGCCGACUCAUGCACUCCUCUCUCGGCUACCACGCAGACGUGUGCCUUUUCUACGUCAAAGGGGAGUUUUUUGCCAUGGAUGCUCGCUGUGCACACUCCGGUGGCCCCCUCUGUGAUGGGGACAUAGAGGAGGCGGACGGGGCUCUGAAGGUGUUCUGCCCUUGGCAUGACUACGACUUUGAUCUCAGGACCGGCAGAUCUGGGACAUCCUUACAGCAACAAGUGUAUGAAGUGAAGCUUGAGGAUGGGAAUGUGUAUGUGAAGCACGCCAGUGAGCUCUCCUUGCAGCCUUUUCCUGCGGAUCAGAGGAGAUAAAUACCAGU
Molecule: messenger RNA, 428 nt
Organism: Boleophthalmus pectinirostris (great blue-spotted mudskipper)
Lineage: Eukaryota; Metazoa; Chordata; Actinopteri; Gobiiformes; Gobiidae
Exons: 3
Coding region: 13-420 (135 amino acids)
Molecular function (GO): 2 iron, 2 sulfur cluster binding; nitrite reductase [NAD(P)H] activity
Source: RefSeq, a predicted model, not a curated record